UGAAAAUAUAAAUAUUUGAUCUACUCUGUUAUAACCCGCGAAAUCCAAGUGGUGUUAAAACAGCUAAUAUGAUUAACACUAAAUACCAUUUGAUGUUGUUGUUCCUUAAGAUUGGUUGAAAAUGGUGUAGUUUCCACAAAUGAACUACGGAAAUAGUUGGAUAAACGGACGGAGUGUAAAAUGUACUGUCAUUAAUAAUUUAAUUAUUUGCAUUAACGGCGCUUCAGAAAAUAGUCACCAAUACUAGUUAAUCAUGCAGUUUUAAUACAUUUAGGCAUAAUGAAUAUAUCAAAAAUGAUAUGUCAAAAGAAAUAAAACACAUUGAAAAAAACGAAAACUUUAGAACAUAUUACAACAAUGUUGAGAAUGUAACACAAUGUAAACAUUUAUGAUACAGAAAGUGGAACACUUUGUUACAUAGUUGUGCUGCCUUUUCAUUUACAUUGACAGUGACAUGGGAAAAGUGGAUGUGAUUAACAACAAAUGGUUUAUUAAGAUGAUCAUUAUUGUUCUUAUUUGUUCUAAAAGCUCACAGUUCAGCCACAAUUGUUUAUUUGAUGAAGUUCAGCCAGAUACAGUUCCACAUACAAAUGUUAAAUAUGAUAAAUCUUGGACUGACCGAGAAAGACGAAAUGCAAAUGCGACCGUUGAACGGAGUUACCAAGCUAUCCGAAUUAGUCCCCAGUUCUACUUUGGGGAGGAACUUGUUCAAAGUGAAAAAGAAAACCUUAAAAAGGUUAUAGCAAGAGCGAUAAAGAAAAUAAACAAACUGUUUUCAGUGAUUCCUGUUCAAGGUCCACUGAUUCUCCAGCGGUCAGCAUGCCAUUCUGUGUGGUCGUCGGGAAUAAAUAAGGGGAAAUGUUCCAGGAUUAAAAAAGGCUACAGAGGAGAAUUCUGUUUGGAUAGAUUUAAGCUUCCUAACGACCAUUUGGAAGGUGAAGUGUUGUACGACAGACAUCACCGCGACCCAGUCAAAUAUGCAAUAAAAGAAGGCAGUGGGGUAAACAACACCGACUUCAUCCUGUACGUCACCUCGCAGACCACACACAACUGUCUGGAUGGAAAAACAUCAGUAAUAGCGUAUGCCGCCUACUGUCAGCUGGAUCAGAGAGAUCGGCCAAUCGCAGGUCAGGUCAACUUCUGUCCACUUCUGCUGAAACCACAAUAUUUCAACAAGGACAAAUCUUACAUUGCUGCCUUGCAUGAGAUGUUUCACGCUUUAGGAUUUUCUAAGCGACUAUUUUCCAAGUUCAAGGCUUGUACGGACUCUGGAACUAAGUGUACGAGACACCCACAGACAGUGCGAGAAGUGGAUGAGGUCUGGAGACUGACAACGCCGGCUGUUGUAGAGAAAACUCAGGACCAUUUUGGCUGUUUAUCAGAGGACGAUUACGGUGGACCUAUAGACACAAGUGAUGCACCUCUUUCUUCACACUGGGAUUCAAAAUUCAUGCAGGGAUCAUUAAUGACAGCAAAAAAUGAUUUGCCACACCUGACAUUUAUUGAUCCCAUAACACUGGCUGUGUUUGAAGACACUGGAUGGUACAAAGUGAAUUAUUCUCAAGCUGAUAAUUAUUUAUGGGGUAAAGAUUCAGGUUGUCUCUUUGGGUCGACUGAGUUUUGUAUGAUCCAGACUAACUACUUUUGUUCAGGCAGUUCAAGUGGUUGUCACUACCUACAUCUGGACAGAGGGGUCUGCAGUACAGACACCAAUUUGAGUCCAUGCAGGGUGGUCAUGGCCAGUGAUGGGGAUGCAUGUUUUACGAGUGGGAAGGUCCUUCCAGGAAAUACAUCAAGUGAAAUUAUUUCUCCUACUGGCAGAUGUUUCAUGUCAAAUAUUACAUCACAGUCUGCAGGUGAGAUGGCUGUGAAAGGACGAUGCUACGAACAUAAGUGUUUAGGAGCAAGCCAGCUACAAGUCCAGAUACAUAACCUUUCAUGGCUGGAUUGUCCUGCUGGGUCUUAUUUACAGUUUCCUUCACAUCGUGGUGGGAUAUUUUGUCCAGAAAAUCCUGAAAUCCUUUGUCCAAAGAUAUACAAUAUUACAAGCAAUGAAAAUACAGAACCAGUUUCUGAAGAAAAUGCAACAGAGGUUACCAAUACAGUGUUCACAUCUACAACUCAAUUUAAAUAUGACAAUUCAGAUGUAACCAUAGAAAUGAUGUUCAAAAGCACAGAUGAUGAGCUGUCUUGGAACGAGCAUGUGAAAUCAGAGUUUGAGAAAUCUGUGGUGGAUUUCGUUGUAAGACUAGGAAGGGUAUCGGCAGCCAGGAUACAGAAUAUUGAUAGCUACUUCACAGGAGGAGAGGCAACAGUGAUAUUUAUUCUUGUUGGAGCAGGGGACAUAAAAAAUGAACCUGUUGCCGAGAUGGCAACACACAAACUAGAAGAGGCCCUGAUAUCCAGGGAACAGUCUAUAGAGGUAGCAGUGUCAGGAGAAUACAAAACAUUGCGUCUUCAGGGUGUCUCCAGAAAGUAUCCAACCUGGUUUUCAGACAGUAUGAAGAAACAAUCUAAAGCAUUACCAGAAUUAAAACCUGAAGUUAUUGUUGGUAUUCUUUUAGCUAUUGUAGCAAUAAUAGUACUGCUUACUGUGAUAACAAUGAUAGUGAGAAGAAAAAAAUCCUUCACAGCUCCCUCUGGUAGAGGCACCAGAGGCUCUGAACAGCCAUUGGUCGGUUCAUCUCUGGGUACUCACGCAGAGCCGUCAGGUUCAGGACAGAGUGGAAGACUUGCUCAAAUUGCUGAACAUAACACAGUACUAGCUGAAGAAUCUCGGACAGACGAAGUACAGGAAUCCACAUCAGCAGUGUAAAUCCUUGUGAUAAAUCCAGCUAAUAUAAGUAUUAUAAUAAUACAUGUAUAAUAGAGUGUGUGACAUACCUUGUCUAUUACACAGUGUCAUAUGCAAUAUGUGUAAUGCUCUCAGUAGACCUACACAUUGGAAAGUAAUUAUUUGACAACUCUGUAACACAAGGAAUUGGUUGUGUGUUUUAGAAACACAGAUUUAUGGAUUCUGUGUGUAUCUCUCAAUGCAUUACAUGUAAAAAAUGCUGGUUGUUUUCAAUCCAGGUUAAACCAUGAAUUCAUUACUUUUUAAUAAUAUUAAAAUGUAUGGAUUAUUCAAACACUAGAGGUGUUACAAUAGUGGGAACUAUGAUUUUAUUAUUGGGGACAGCAAUAUACAUUACCCCAGUGUUUUUCAUUAAAGACAAUUUCUCUGUCUAUGUAUGGAAAAAAAACUUCAGUCCAAAAAUUGCCACUAGCAACAUUUUCCCUAAACCGUGCCAAAUAGUUAUCUGAACCAGCAUUAAUAAAGUAUUCCAGGGGAAACUUUUUGUUAAAACAAUCUGAUAUGGUUUUAAUCUACACACAGUUGUAUAUUUUAUACUUCUGUUACUAAAAUAUACAGUAAAAUGGAUCACUGAUUUCCAUAUUAGCUGAUGUUAAAUACUAAACUACACGUGUGAAUUGCCUGAUUACAUCAGAAAUCUCUCCCUCAUUUAAAUAAAAUGAGUUGUUGUUUACAUUAACUGAGUUUGCUUGAGCUAUGAACUAAUCAGUUGCAUGUGUUUGAAUGCUUGCUGUAUGUAAGACCAUCAUAUUAAUUUUAAAAUGCUCAUAAAUAAACAAGACACUUGUUUGUACAAAUCUGUAGACACUGAACUUUUGUUAAAUCCAAUGUAUAAAUAUCUCGACUGAGACUAUGACAGUUAUAUUAAAUGUUUUGAAUAACAAGUGAUGAUGAUAUAACUUACUGUAGUCUGUUGUUUGCAAACCGUGACCUCUAUGAAAUAUAGGUACAUGUAUAAUAGAUCCCUUUAAUAAACAACAGAUAUGUUAAAUGUUUUAAUAUUUUGAGUAACAAGUGAUGAUGAUAUCUAGUUUUGAUAGACUGUGCAAUAUAAAUCCAUAUACAGUCAGACCUCUUUACAUUCGUCCCUGGGUCACUUUGUCGUUAUAUCAAAAUUGCCAUUAUAAAAAUUUGUUUCGUUUAAUGACACCACUCG
Molecule: messenger RNA, 4010 nt
Organism: Gigantopelta aegis
Lineage: Eukaryota; Metazoa; Mollusca; Gastropoda; Neomphalida; Peltospiridae
Product: leishmanolysin-like peptidase 2
Exons: 17
Coding region: 455-2815 (786 amino acids)
Biological process (GO): proteolysis; cell adhesion
Cellular component (GO): membrane; cytoplasm
Molecular function (GO): metalloendopeptidase activity
Source: RefSeq, a predicted model, not a curated record